GGUGAAAACCUGGGACACCCCUGCCUUUCUACUUGGCAUUGGCUUAAACUUCUUUCACUUCUCUCAGGACUGCAAGCUUGUUAUUGCUCUUGUACCAGCUAAUAGUGAGUGUGGACAAUGGCUGUGGCACUCUUGGAGGAUUGGUGCAAGGGGAUGGACAUGGAUCCCCAAAAGGCCCUGCUGAUUGUGGGUAUCCCAGUGCAAUGUAGUGACAUGGAGAUUGAUGAGACUUUGAAGGCAGGUUUACAUCCCCUGUCUGAAUACAGGGUGGCAGGCAGGAUUUUCAGGAGGGAAGACAAUGCUAAGGCAGUGCUCAUCCAAUUGGUUGAUGUUGUCAAUUAUACUACGAUACCCACUCACAUAGCAGGAAAUGGGGGUAACUGGGAAGUGAUAGUGAAACCCCGUAACCCAGAUGAGGAAUUUUUCCUUAAAAUGAAUGCCUUUCUCAAAAAUGAGGGCCGGAGAAUGGUAGAUGUGGCCAAAACCUUUGGGUUUGGCAUCAUCCCCAUGGAGGGCAUAAAGCCAGAGGCCUCAGGUGACAGCAAAGCAUUAGUUUUGCAGCCUCUGCAGGAAAAUACAUGGUACAGAAAACUCAAAGUGUUUUCAGGAACUGUUUACCCAGGUCAAAAUGAAGAGUCCUUUGAGGUCUGGAUAGAACAGGUCACUGAGAUUAUCCGUAUGUGGCAGGUGUCAGACAGAGAGAAGAGGCGGCGCCUCUUAGAGAGCUUGCAAGGCCCCGCGUUGGCCAUCAUGCGGGCACUGUUGGCUAGCGACAACUCCAUGACUGUGGAGCAGUGCUUGGACACCCUGAAUCAGAUCUUUGGAAAUAAAGAGGAUCAUAAAAUAGCUCAAUUCAGGUUCCUGCAAUCUUCUCAGAGGAUUAAAGAGAAGACAUCUGCUUUCUUGCUGCGCUUAGAGCCCCUGUUGCAGAAAGCUGUGCAGAAAAGCCCAAUGUUAACACAAAAUGCAGACAUGAUUCGUCUCAAACAUGUCCUAUCUCGGGUCUCCAUGACCCCCAGCCUCCGAGGGAAGCUUGAGCUCUUAGAUAAGCGAGGGUGCCCACCAUGUUUUCUGGAUUUUAUGAAGCUUGUCCGAGAUGAAGAGGAGCAGGAGAAUAUGAUUGUAGCAAUGAGGGAGAAACAGAGGCUAGAUGCUUUGGCAAGACAAAGGGCUGGUAACAGACAGAGUGCCCAAGUCAGUGUCCAGAAGAUUACCACCGCUUCCCAGACUGUGACUGUUAGUGAUAGUGGAAACCAGACGGCACAGCAAAUGGUACCUGUACCACUGAAGCGCAGGAGAACAAUGAGUAAUGACAUAAUGGAAGAAGGACAGAGGGAGGUUACAAACCAAGGAACUGAGACCAUCAAAAUAAAAAAUGAGUUGGGAAACGAGCAGGGGGCUGGGGAUGUGAGCCACCCCAAGCCCUAGGAAACAAAGGCUCAGGAGAUGCAUGCAUUCCUCCUCCUUGCAUGCAUCAGGCACAUCC
Perognathus longimembris pacificus (Pacific pocket mouse) is the source of this 1486-nucleotide messenger RNA. RefSeq names its product PNMA family member 5 (gene Pnma5). Lineage: Eukaryota; Metazoa; Chordata; Mammalia; Rodentia; Heteromyidae. The record is from RefSeq and is a predicted model, not a curated record. Bases 118 to 1428 code for a protein of 436 amino acids. The transcript has a single exon.